AUGAAUCGGUUCAGAAACCGCAAGAAACGUGGCGAUGGCCCUGAUCUAUCUGACGCUCCUCCACUCCCUAUCUUCUCCAAGCCGUUCUUCAAGCGGAAGCCCGAACCAGAACAGCCUCCCAAGAUAGACCUGGCAACCGCCCUGCCCACAGAGAAUGACUUCAGGACCAGUCUUCUGAUGCCGAAUCUAUCGGCAAGAUUUAGCAUGCUACGCGAGCAGGACGACCCUAAUUCGAAGAUCGGAAAGGCAAACGACGAUAGCGUCUUGUUCCCAAAGAGGGCGUCUAGGUUGAACCUGUUUGCACACUCACAGUUGGCUGAUAUCACUGAAGUUGGGUCUGUUCAUGGCUCUGCUCGACCUUCUCUCAACAUUGGCCGGACCUCCUACGCUUCUGGUUCCACAGACGAUGAAUACCUUAACAGUAGCACGAGUGUGAUGGCUAGGUCACGGCCGGUUGAAGGCAAUACCCUAUUUGGUGGACGCCAAAAGGUUUACAAAAUCCCAAACACGCGAAGCGAGCCGGCUUCGGAGAAUGAAGGAGGGUCGGAAGGAGGAGACAGAGGCAGUGCGCGAAUGGGAGGGAAGCAGCUAUAUCAAAACGAUGUCGGUUCUAUAUUUCAACGGCCCAAGGACGACGACUCGAAAUCUGAACCAGACCUGCGCCCGGAAUCUACGAUGCUAUCUCUACCAUCUCCCAGGCAAACUGAAUCUCCUUCGUUUUUCGUUUCCGAGAAUAGAAACUCUACAUCGACAACCUCAGCAAAUUCUCAGGGUAUUGCUUCUAGACAGGGGUCAGUAACCGCAGAGACUUCAGCAAGAAGCACCCAGAAUCCAACCGGAGUGGGCCUCGAGCGGAAUCCUACCAAAUCGCGGCGAUUGUAUGACCGUGGCUUAGAGCUUCAAAGCCAGCCUUCGGCACUUUCAAGAUUGGAGAGCAUCAGUCGUCAACGAGCUAUCGCAAACGACAACACACAGAUCAACCGGUCGCUUUCUAAAAGUGCCGUUAGCCUUAAUGAAAGGUACCAAAAGCUAUCACCGGUUUAUUCAUCCUCAAGCUUCAGACCCAGCAGCCCUCCGCCGUCAUCAACCUCAUCUGUUGCGGGAAAUUCAGAGCCCAAAAGGCCGUCUCCUGUUAGCACUACGAACCCCCAUCAGGGACACACGGUGGGUUCUCCGCUAAGCCCUCCAGCGAGCGAAACCGAAGAAGGAUACACAUUUGCAGCCGCGGUUCAACCAGAGGACCGUGGUAAAGCCACAGCAACCGGUCUAUUCAACAAGCCAGCCUCGAGAUACGAUGACAGCCAGUUCUCCCAGCGUCAGAUCCAGAUACAUGAGAACAGAAGUAACGUAUCGUUGCAACGCCCAACUCUCCCUCGAGCAGCCUCGGAUCUUGCAGACUCUGGACGGCCAAGGGGCCUGUCUGCCACGAGUCACCAAUCGAAGCCAGAAUCUCCGGGACUACCUAUUGCUAAUAACUCACCACUUUCGACCCCCCACACUACAGAUUUCCGAUCAACCCCUUUGCGCACCGAGAAGGCUCCGCCCUCGCAUUUUCCAAUCAACCCAACAACUUUUCUGGCGGACUUUAGUGGAAGUGAGUCCGGAAGUGAUGCCGAAGAAGAUAUGUCAAAUGCACGAGUCUCGCCCCUAUUCCACCCCCACGAAGGUGUUGGGUCUCCUCUGAGAGUUAGUAUGGAAUCUAGAGAUUCAAUCACUUCUAUCCCAACAACCAAACCUUCUCAUCCUACCCCUGGAGAAUUCAGAUAUUCGGAAUCGCGAGAUUUGAAUACCAUAAGGGAAGACGACAUGGCUCCCGAUACUGCUCCACCCGUCAUAGAACUACCCCCUAAUAGAGAACCAGAGUCUCCUACCCUGGGCCCAACCGGUCUCAGCAGCUUGAUUCGGACACAUCUACGACAAGACAGUGACAAAUCUACGAUAUACCCACCACCUUCUCCAAUUUCAAUGCAUCGCCCUGCAGAGAGGGCACGGCCAGUUAACCCUCAAGUCCAGGAAGCUAGGUCCUCGGACCUUGCGGUAAGCAUUCACAGCAAUCCCUGGGAGUAUGAUGACUGGGCCAGGCCUGCUCCUCAUCCAUUAGAGACAGCUGAACACUUCAGCCAGCCCGAGCCUGAUUUUUCAAGCAUGUCUCAACGUGCUAAACAAAUGCUCGGGCAAGCAACUGCUCUUAGCAACAAGAGCGCCGAGAAUGCAAAUACUUCGAACGGGUUAAGUCACGAACAACAAAACUCAGCACCCCCAGUACCUCCUGUGCCUCCAGUUUCUAACACUACCCGCCCCUCGUGGGAAGAAGAGCUUAAAUAUGGUCACCACCGCGGCGGUAGCACGGAAACACAAAUGGAAAGAGAGGAGUUCGCCAACGAGCUUGCUGAAAGACGACGCAAAGUUCAAGAAAAACUGAAGAAUUUUGCCGAAAACGAGAGCAGGUCGAGGUCGGGCAGUCCAGCACCUGGCUAUCGAUUCCCAGACAACAACAAUCACAGUAACAGCAGCCCCGGUAAGACUGGCAAUGCAUUCGCAAUACUCAAGGCCAAGACGAGCAGAAACCAAAACUACCCAACGAAGCCAGAGGCCCCUUUCUCCAAAUCCACUAGAUUAUUAGGAUUGGAUAAGCCGCAAUUCAACUCGUCUGCUCCUAACUUACAACAGGGCAGUGAAAUGUGGCGAGAAGAUGAGGAAAGGAUGACGAGACGCUUAGGCCAGAAAUCUCGAGCUGAGUCCCCAAACAUGGGAGGAAGCCGGCAUCAUGGAUGGGGACGUCAACCACAGCCCCCACAGUCAACUACACCACAAUCGCGCCGAAGCGAGGAUGAUGCUAGAACUUCUGCUCGAAAUUCUGCCAGGGAUAGUGCUUCGUCAGCCUGGAGGGGUGGGCUCAGAGAUAGAUCCGAUUCAGAUACUUCUGGUCGCUCAAAAAGCCGGCCUAGACAUCGUGAAGAUCUCGGGCCUGUUAGAGAAAGUAUCGAGCAGCCAAGGAAAGGUAGACCAUCAACUGAGGACAAAGCAUCCAGGAGCUCAUCCACUCGACCAUCCACGGAAUCGAAUGACCGUAGAGCGAGGGACCGUUCUGCAUCCACAGGAAGAUACAGGAGUAACUCUAGACCAGUCGCACCAAACCACAUCGACCUGAGAUCUCUUCCCGCUCCGAGCCCUUCACUUCAAACCACCCAUCUCCCUGCCAUGACGAAUUCACCAAGGCCAUCGCCUUCUACCCCAUACUCGGCCAAUGCAACUCCUCCUUUAUAUGAAACUUCGCCUGCAUCGGCAACCCCGACCACUGGAGGAUUUGGUGGCCCGCCCAUGCAAUACCCCCCGCCCCAGCGAAACCCUCCAGGCCCUGGUCCCAGCACCACGCAACAAAGCCUUGGUUCGCAUAAGAGAUUGGUGGACAAGUCCCAAAUAUCUGAGCCUACAUUUGUUUCAACCACUUCCAAUGUUCCCACUAUCGGCUUACCUCCCGGGGCCAGCCUGUCCAAUGGAUCCGCAACUCCACCAAUUCCUCCCAUGAAUCCUAGGAGAAAACGACAAACCACAACACAGACCAUCCUUGGCGCCUUCAAGGGAAGCCCUUCCGCUGAUAGAGGUGAUCAUCUCCACCAUCACCAUCCUCCACCACCCGGUAGCGCUGGUGGGCCUCGCAGGUCGGAGGAGCAUAGUACAUUUUCGGACGAGGAGAAGCGACCUAGACCCCGACAAAGGCUCCGAAAGAUAUCGAGCGAAGGGGGGAAUCUUAACGCUAAGGCUAGGCAUCAGCUAAUGAAUGGGAACUCGCCGGCCAUGCCGCAACCACCAAAGCAAAAUCGGGUAGAUGGCAUGUUUUAA
Molecule: messenger RNA, 3843 nt
Organism: Arthroderma uncinatum
Lineage: Eukaryota; Fungi; Ascomycota; Eurotiomycetes; Onygenales; Arthrodermataceae
Exons: 1
Coding region: 1-3843 (1280 amino acids)
Source: RefSeq, a predicted model, not a curated record